This is a messenger RNA of Drosophila obscura, 710 nucleotides long. RefSeq lists its product as uncharacterized. The transcript has a single exon. The coding region runs from base 33 to 461 and encodes 142 amino acids. Lineage: Eukaryota; Metazoa; Arthropoda; Insecta; Diptera; Drosophilidae. The record is from RefSeq and is a predicted model, not a curated record.
GCUUGGGCUCUGAUGAUUGGUAAUCAACUAAAAUGGAAACAGAUAUAGAAAUAAACGCUCUUUCACGCUCCCGAAGCCGCCAGUUGCCAGUAGUUGAGCGGCGGACGCGUUUCGUAAUGGACACGGACAAGAUAAAAGCGAGGGAAGGCACCAUUGGCACCGGCAUGGCCCACGAUGAGAUCGACUUUACCAGCGGGUACGAGACCCAGUAUCGAAAGGAGUACAGUCCACUAAAGCCGAUAUAUGUCCCUCCUCCGGAUAAAAAGCAUGCCUGGUUUCGCAAUUGGUCCACCCUCCUGCUGGUCCUCUUUCUGACCAUCGUCUUCGCCUUUGGUACCGUUAUACUGGUGGUUCAGGUCUUCACGGCCAGUCCCCUGCAUGUCUUCAUCAUCGUUGCUGUCUAUGUGGCCAUUGCGGCGGUUAUGAUAUUCCUAGAGGUUCAGUCCAUCAAAGUGCGGUGAUCCUACAAUCGAAAAUAACCACUAAAAUUCCACUUCAUUAGUACUUCAUUGCUGUGACUAAUUUGCUGAGUUAUCAUAUAAAAAUGUUGUGCUAAUAUCCCCGAUUCGCUAUCAAAAUGCUCUUGGUUUAUGUGUUGUGCAAAUAAAUGGAAAGCUUAUAGAAAAUUUAACCAUUAAUAACUUAAAUACCCAUGAUAUACAAUAAGUAUUAAAUAAACAAAUGUGCCCUUAAAAAACGUAUUUAAAUUU